AUGAACGUACCUCGACCUCGUAAUUUGAAGCACUUAAUGAGGUUUAUACAAAUGUGUUCCUGGUACAGGAGGUUCAUUCCCGAUUUUGCUAAGGUUGCAGAGCCCUUGACGCGUCUCACUAAGAAAGACGCCGAGUGGACUUGGAAGAAAGAACAGACAUUUGCAUUUGAAACUCUGAGAACCCUGUUAACUACUAUUCCUGUACUCGCACAGGCUGACGAGACUAAGCCCUAUAUCAUCAAAACUGAUGCUAGCAACUUUGCUAUUGGAGCGGUCUUAGUGCAGGGGGAGGGUGAGAAUGAACACCCAGUUGAGUACGCUAGUCGAUUGUUGAAUAAAUCUGAACGGAACUAUUCAACUACUGAAAGAGAAGCCUUGGCAGUGGUGUGGGCUGUCAAUAAAUUCAGAGGCUACAUAGAAGGAACCAAAAACCACGAGGUAGACCACAGAAGAAGAAGGACAACUAGUUUUCUUCCCUGUCUUUCUCGUCGAGGCGACUUCGUAGACAGAGGGGGAGACUGUAACAGCAAUAUAUAUUCCUACUCCUGA
This is a messenger RNA of Danaus chrysippus (African queen), 549 nucleotides long. The record is from the annotation of a GenBank genome assembly. NCBI's taxonomy places the organism in Eukaryota, Metazoa, Arthropoda, Insecta, Lepidoptera, Nymphalidae.